CAAUUCUCUGAUUUUGCAUAAUGAUGAAAAGAAGCAGAGACUGCCUUUUAAAGAAUCUUCAUAACUUUCUCCAGCUUCGACCAAUGUUAUUUUGCCACGCGUCUCACCAGCUUCGACCAGUCUUUGUCCUCCACGUAACCUUCUCAUUGGAUGCUCAUUUCCUAUAUCAUUACCCGAUCAAUUCUUCUCCCGAAUACAUUGUCUCCCGAAGUAUGGAUAAGAAGUAUGUAGAUCAUCCAAUACUUCCUUUGUUUUGGUGCAACAAUAAAGAAUUCGAUAUUGAUGGUGGGUGCGACAUAUGCUAUUCAUCAAAUUUUGGCACUGACUAUUAUUUAUGUGCCAAAUGUGAUAAAAUUUUCCACAAAGAAUGCGUCCAAUCUCCAAAUAAAAUCAAACAUCCUUACCAUCCUAAACAUUCUCUCCAACUUUCCAUUUGUUUAGAUUCUGAUCCCGAUAAUAUUUACUGUUUAAGUUGUGGAAGAGAAUCAGUAUAUCUCGUAUAUUACUGUACCAAAUGUGAAGCUAAAAUGCAUACAAUAUGUGCGAUGAAGCCGAUACCCUUCUUGGUAGAACAACCAAAAAUCCAUGACCAUCCCCUCACUCUUUUUCCUAGGCAAUCUUCAUUAAAUUGCAACGUUUGUGGUUUAUUAAGAAAGAAUUGUCUCACCUACGUUUGCCUCGGAUGUGACUUUGUUGCUCACGACGAUUGUAUGCACUCACCACACAUCGUCAAGAUAUCACGGCACCAUAAUCGUAUCUCCUAUACUCCUUCUCUCCGGUCCCAAGAAUGGUCUUGUGGAGUUUGUCGUAAAAGUAUUGACUGUGAUUAUGGUGCAUAUACUUGUCAUAAGUGUAAUGCUUAUGUUGUCCAUUCAAGAUGUGCUCUAGGGAAACAUGUUUUGGAUGGAAGAUAUCUUGAAGGUGUUCCAGAAAAAGAAAAUACAACAAAAGAUGUUGAGUCUUUUGAGAGGACAUCUAAAGGAGUGAUACUUCAUUUUCUUCAUAACCAUCAUCUCCAACUUGAUGUUAGUAAUGGGCGAGAUUAUGAGGCCCUUAGCCCACUUACAUAUAGUUAACAUUGUAUAUGAGCAAUUAGGUCUAAUGUCUCUUGUAUAUAAAGGCAUUGCCUUCAAUCGUAAUCAAUAAGAAUC
Messenger RNA from Arabidopsis lyrata subsp. lyrata, 1151 nucleotides. RefSeq lists its product as uncharacterized. Lineage: Eukaryota; Viridiplantae; Streptophyta; Magnoliopsida; Brassicales; Brassicaceae. The transcript has a single exon. The coding region runs from base 21 to 1076 and encodes 351 amino acids. The record is from RefSeq and is a predicted model, not a curated record.